This is a messenger RNA of Drosophila yakuba, 5156 nucleotides long. RefSeq lists its product as uncharacterized. The coding region runs from base 3567 to 4964 and encodes 465 amino acids. The transcript is spliced from 2 exons. Gene Ontology annotation, molecular function: nucleic acid binding; zinc ion binding. NCBI's taxonomy places the organism in Eukaryota, Metazoa, Arthropoda, Insecta, Diptera, Drosophilidae. The record is from RefSeq and is a predicted model, not a curated record.
ACAAGCAGAGUAAUUUCCAGGCAGGAUAUAAUGCCAAGUUAGGCCCCAGCUACCUCAAAGCCAGGGUGCGGAAAAAGCUAGGUAAUGCCUAUUACGAUAUAGAGGAUCUGCAGGGACAUUUGGUUGGACGAUACCAUGCCAAGGAUCUGAGGCAAUAAUUAAAUUGCCCCAAGCUUGGUGUGAUCAGCCUUGGGAGUGUCACCCCCAAGUCCGAUCUUGUGGAGGGGGCAAUUUGUAGCGCUUGUGGCAAGACGAAUCGGGCGGCAGGCCAGAAAGGCGGUGGCUCCAUCUACAUGUCGUUCCCGCGUCGAAACAAGGGGCAGACGAAGAAAGUCGGGGGAGAGCUUUAGCAUAGGAAGAGGCAACAUAGGCAGCUGUCAAAUUUCGGCAAAUACCGUAGGUUUGGCUGGAGAGAGCGGAGAUAGCUUCCCAGCUAGAUCAACUCGACGCCAGCUUUCUUUUCCAAUUUGGCUGUCCACAAGGUUAGUUCAAAGUUAAACGGAACCAGGAGCAGGCAUAUACGGGAAAACUGGCGAAAGAAUCUUAUAAAGGAAUACAUCUACAGGCAGCGCUGAAUCCAGUUUCAGGGUUUGGCGCUAAAUAUAUAGCGCAAGUGCGAGCCAAACGGACGGCUUAACAUCGAGCCAGGUGGCAGACAUUUUCCUCGGAGAACGACGGAUCGCUCAGCCCAGGGAGAAACGAAACGGCGGCUCGAAACUCCCGUAGCGAGGAGCUGCAUUUAGCUGAUUACUAAUUAAUAACCUUUGAAUUAGGCCUCUGAAUGGCAGAAAAGGGUUGCAAGCAGGCAUAGAUACGUCCCAAUUAGGAAUCGCGGCAGCACACAAUUUCUUUUCCAUUUCGGCGGACUCUUAUUUUUGGUUAAUUACUCUUAGAGAGCCAUCGAUGACGUAGAAAUCUCCACGUUCCAUUUUGUCGCCAUGUUCCCCUUGCGCACUUAAAGAAGGGAACGAGAAGAGGAGGAACGAAAAGGAGAGGGGAGAAUAACCAAGUCCAGCAGUUGCAAUCGCGGUUUCUUGUUCGGCGGGCGAGCAAAAGUUUUGUCGCGCGGUCUGGCCGUAAUUUGACGAAUCCGACCGGAGGAAAAUCCGCUGAUCGACGGCGCGGGAAAAACCCCCUUAGUGAGCGAGAAGGCCGGAAAAUAGUGGAGAGAUUUUUUUUGUAUAGUGGAAUAAGUUAUUAUGUAAAUGAAAAGUGGCAGUGCGAAGGAGAGAGGGAAAGAUAAGGAAAAGAGUCCAUCAUUUUUUUAGUGUCCCUUAUGUGCUCCGUCUUCUUCUUCCUUUUUUUUGUUUCUUUUGUUCAGUUUUAGCAAGCCUAUGAUUAAGCAAUAAGGCACAGUGGGUCAAAGACCAAUACAGAGAGUGAAAAAAUAUUUAAGUUUCCCACAGGUGCGGCAGACUCCAACGGAAGCGCUUUCGUCGGUGGAACUCCGGAUUGUUGGUGAGUGAUUAAAUCACGUAAUUGCAAUGGCAAUGAUCAAUGAGGUAUACAUAAUUUGGUGAAAAAGAAAGAAAGUAAUUACGUCUGAAUUUUCGAUUCCUUGUCCCACUGUCCGCCGCGAGCGAAAUUAGGUCGAAGUUUUAGAGCCUCUGAAGAAAAGGAAGAGGAGGAAUGCGAAUUCAAGGCCAAGGCCAAGAGUGGAAUGUCGGAAUUAGAAUCUGAUUUUUUUCUGUUUGUCCGUCUCUCUUUAACUCUCGCACAUAUGUAUGUUGUUUUUGCCACCAGAGCAGCAAUCGCUCUCUUUAUUUGAUUUGUUUAAUUUUAAUAUUCUUAAGUUCCAUUUGGGUGCCUAUGGCACACUCGAAAUUAGUGGAGAUCUAAAUAUCGAAAUUUUCUCUAUUAUUCGACUCGCAUACAAUUCUGAUAGUUAUUUAAGGUCCCACAUUUUUUCUCGCAUGCGAUUUUUACUCAUUUUUGUUUACGUUUUGUUACUGGCGCAUGCACUUGUUGCUAGCCUCCAUGCUGAAUUACCCAUUUGUUAGCUGUAAGAAAAUUCUCUUAGUGUGUUACGAAUAAAAUUUAUAAUGUGCUAGAAAGCUUUUCGUUUGCCUAUGGCUAGGAUAACUCCCGUGUGAAUAUGUGUUAGUGAUCUUAAAAGGGGCCGUCCGAGUAUAUUGUGCAAUGCAGAUUUUUGGAGAAAGGCGGCCAAGGCAGGGCGGGCAUUAGCGACCUCGAGGCCAUCAGAGGAUCGCAAGGAAGAUGGGGAAAAGUAGUUGUCGUCCGAUUUUCUGUUUUAUGUUGAACUCUUUCAGCCCUCAACCAAUUCUUGUCGCUGCACGCGAAGUUAUUUGAAUAUUUAGAGGAAGAUCAGGCUGAGGUAUAGGGACAAGACCACCACCCCAAAUAGCCGACAAGGAGCAGCUGGACCAUUGCGCGUGCGUCCCAAAUACCUCCCAUCACCACCCAAGCCGAGUAGCAAUCCGUUACAGUGAUAAUUAUCUUUCUAAAUAAUCUGGCGCCCAACGUGGGGCCUGAAAGUCGUUUUCACUAGUCGAAAAACAUUGGUAUCAACACCAAAACACCAACACAUGCAGAAAAUUCGUCUAUUCAUCAUUUUCUUAAAUUUUUGGGAGGACAGUAGGAUCACGGUGGGCUGAAACUGGUGUUGACCUUUCAGCCAACGGUUGCCGCGACACUCACCUCAAAUCUAUUUCUCGUCUCAGUUUAAGCGCGUUAUUAGGUGCAUAGGAUCUAUAGCCUGUUAACUUGUCCGCAAGCUCAGAGCUAGCCACGCCUGAUAAAGUGGGUAAAAUAGAGACAAAUCUUUCUCUUUAAUUUCUUUCCGGGAUUGGCAGCAAAGAUUAAUUAGGCGCGUUGGACUGACAGGCGAUAGAGUUAUAAGUAACUCAACUCCUGGCCACGGAUAAUUAGUCUGAGCUAUGGACUCCAAUUUGUUUACGGUCGAACGGCGUCGCGUUUGUGAGGUGAAUAGGAGUCACAGUUGGUUUUUCUUUUAAAAGAAAGCUACUGGCCACGCUUCACAACGAAAACGAUGUACCGAUUCGCCAAAGUAGGGUAUAUUUCUGCUAAUUGAAUCUGAGUUUGGCUGGCAAUAUAUUUGUUGUCGUUAUCGCAGUUUAGCAAAACAUAGCCAAUUAACUCUGCAUAAGCAGCAAAUUUCUAAUCUCUUUUCAGCUAUCUUUUACCCAAUCUUCCGAAAGUUGCUAACAUUAUUUUUGCGGGGAGCAAACUGUAGCAAGCAGGCACACUACCGUAACAUACACACAGUGAUUGUACAUACAGUCCUAGAUAUACAUACUCUUAGUUUUAAGUACAAUUUUACGCUAAUGUUAAGAUCGUGCUUACGGACACUACUUUGUGCGUCCCGUUCGCACGAUCAGCAACUGACACACCAAUACAUACAUGUAAUAGGCUAAGAAGGAACGGAACGAAGAAAAUAAAGAACACUUCGUUUGUGACAAGAAGAGAGAACGGCCGCAUUUGAAUCGCCUCCUACAAAUUCAGAAGUGGGAUUACUGUGAAUUUUUUUUUCACAAAAAACUCAACCUACGAAGCAAAGUAAAAUCAAUAUCUUUAAAUAUAAUCAAAUGGAAACCAUCGGUGCGGACGAUUAUACAGCAGCAGAACUGCGCAAUUGGUGUGAAAAGCUCAGCAUGCAGAAAAGCGGUAACAAGGCCACGCUUGCGGCGCGAUUGAACGGUGUGCCCCCAGAAGCCCGAGGAGUUUGCCCGGUGAUUGGCGAAUUAGAAGGCGAAAUCGCUAACAAUGAUUUGGAGCACGAAAUCGUCGGAGAGUCAGCACCAGAGGUCGACAUGGAAAGCCCAAGGAGCAUGAUCGAGGACGCCGCCGCUGGAGUGGUGCCGCCAAGCAGCGAACACUGCACCAAUGCUGAAAGCAUGAAUGUUCAUGACGACGCCAGGCCCUCAACAUCUACCAAUCAUCGCGAUUCGGAGUUGGCACGCGAGGAACAUUUUCCAGAAGUUUCUACGCAGUUCGACGCCAUGCAGCGUCAACUAAGGCUGCUCCAAUUGGAAAACGAAAUGUUGAAAUUGGAAUCUGCUCGACGCCAUAACGCUGCCACAUCGGAUCAAAACAGCGCUGCCACAUCGGAUCAAAACAGCGCUGCCACAUCGGGUCAUAACAAGGCUACCCCACUAAUUCGAAGCAGUGUUGCCAAACCAAAUCAACACAAGGAUGCCACUCAAGAUCAAGAAGUCGCUGGCGGAGAUGCCAGAUCGGAGGAAGCAUUUGUAAAUAAACAAACAUUGCUAGCAAUGGCCAAGGAAAUGAUUCCGAUAUUCGACGGUGCUUCUAACAACAAACUCAAUGUUAGCACAUGGGUCGCCCAGCUCAACGCGGUCUCAAAAAUGUUUAAGCUAAGCGACGAUGUAAUUCGCAUGCUAGUGAUGUCCAAAUUAAAGGACCAUGCUCAAAUUUGGUUGCACUCUUCGGAACGUUUGCUGACUUUGCCGGUUCAAGAACUUCUAUUUCAACUUGGUGAAGCUUUCCACGGUAAGGAGAGCAAAAUAAUAUCUCGACGCAAGUUUCAAGAGCGCAAGUGGAAACCGUCGGAAGAUUUCUCCACAUACUUCAAAGAAAAAACGCUGUUGGCUACACAGAUUCGAAUAGACGAUGAGGAGCUAAUCGACAACAUCAUUGAAGGGAUUCCCGACUCCCUUCUACGACAACAGGCACACAUGCACUGUUUUAAUUCGUCUGCGCAGAUGUUGCACGCAUUUGCCAAGGUCUCGUUACGUAAACCGCUACUUUCUCCGGCUGGACGUGUUAAGGUUUCGUUCGAUAAGGAACCUGGUUCGGCGCCUCCAAAAAGGUGCUUCAAUUGCAAUGCUGUUGGGCAUUUCGCCGCCGACUGCCGCAAGCCCAAGCGCGAGUAUGGAGCCUGCUACGCAUGUGGCAGUAAGGAUCAUCUGGUGUACAACUGCACUGAGAGGAAGUUCGUAUCCGACAACGAAUAUAAUGCCUAAUCGAUUCUGGAAGUCCAAUUAGUUUCAUAAAGAAGUCAUACGUCGAAAAAAUUUUGAAAAAGGAAGAUAUUACGUUAAAUGGAAAGAUUCUUAAAAAUUAUUUUGGCUUAAACGGUAGCCCUUUAGAUAUAAUUGGAAAAAUAUCAUGUUUCGUUAUUAUCAAUAAAGAAAUUCUAAAUUUUGAGUUACUAA